AUGGCUACAUACUUCGACCUUUGUAGAGUGCAAGGCCUUUGUUCCUGCAACCGUAGUUGCCCCUUAUCCCAACUCUACUUUUGUCGACACUGUUAUGAUGUCAGAUGCGGCAACUGCGUCUCACAUGAAGUGGAUUCGCAUUACUGUCCCAAUUGUUUGGAAAAUAUGACCAGUGCAGAGGCAAAGAUGCGCAAACACCGUUGUGGGAAUUGCUUUGAUUGCCCUAGUUGUGGUCACACUCUUUCAACCCGCGGCACUCUCGCUCUGGCUCCAGCCACCGGUGCGGGUUCUGCCGGAUCCACCUCCGGUGAUUCGCCAUUGACUGCACAAAAGACCUAUUACCUCUUCUGUGGGUUUUGUCGUUGGACGACUCGUGAGAGCGGCAUUCCUGAUCAAAAGUCUCCAGGUGGAUGGAAUGAAACAUCUAAUCCCCACGCUGACCGAAUUGAAACACUGAUAACCGAGUAUCGUCACCUAGCUGCCAAGGAGAAAACUGAACGCGAACGCACAAAAUAUAAGAAAAGAACAUAUAUUCUUUCACUAGUACGUUCAGUUUUGUUACUGUUUCUUGCACUGAUCUUUAAUCUUCCACGUACAUUCCACGUACAGCGUUUUACUCUUUUGUUCUUGUUUCCUUUACAGGAAAAAUUCCCUGUUCUCACACCCCGUUUUCGUCGCCGCUAUUCCAAUUGGGGAUCAUAUGGCCGUGAAACGAAUUCUGGUCCCGAGAUUAAAAUUUCGGCUGCAGAGGCCCAAUCGAUUACUGAAAGUUUCAAUGUCGAUGAGUUAGUCAACAAGCCGUUCGCUUUUGAGAUGGCGACCUCUGCAUUGCAACGUCACAUGGCACCUGCGUUGCAACCGACAGAGACGCGGAAUUUAGAACCGCGCCACAAAGCACUGGCAGUGAAACGUUCUCUUCGUUGUAAAAAGUGUGAACACACUCUGAGCAAGGCUGACUUCAAUCCAAGUUAUACCAAAUUUCGCAUUAACCUCAGCGCCGUAUGCCACGUGCCCGAUCUGCACUUCGCUUUACCGCCCUCAGCCCUUGCUGAUCCCGCCGACAGUACCGAUCGAAAUCGUGUCACUCCGCUACCUCUACCCACCCUCGGCUUUAACAGUGUACCAGCCUCGAGUGAACUUCGGGUCAAGGGGUUCUCAAUGGGCAAAGCAUCCAAUGUGGUUCUAAUAGUCUCGAAUCCUGCACAUCGUGUUACUACUGUACGUUUGCGGCAACUGACUGCUGAGGAAGAAAGCGUAAAACUUGCCGAGUUUUUCGCCAAGAAUGGGAACGUUUUUGGUUCCGGCAACACUUACUCCACUGUGAAGUUGGACCUCCCUGUGUGUGGAAUCAGACUUGCGGCAAAGAGUGAUGCCAGUGAGUACAACGAUCUGAUGACGACUGAGAGCACGAAUGAGUUCAAGGAUGAUGAUCCCAAAGUGAUAGCCUACCGACAGGGCCACAAAGUGGGCAUAAACACGGGUCUCACGAUGCUAACCUCUGGAGGCGUUCUGCGCGCAGCGGUGGUGAUGACUUUUGAUUAUUUGAAUACCACCACUGCUGCAGCCUCAAGUGUGCUAUCGGCCGAACAGAGGGCGGCCACUAUGAGCGCGGUUUUGGCCGCUUCAGGCAUCAAGGAGGUGGGUGAUGACCCUAUCGUGUCUGCGAUAGGAAAAGGGAUGGAAGAGGAAGGGGACAAACGGGAUGUUGAUUUACUCUUUCUUCUUGAUUUUGGGACGUGUUGA
Hydatigera taeniaeformis is the source of this 1743-nucleotide messenger RNA. NCBI's taxonomy places the organism in Eukaryota, Metazoa, Platyhelminthes, Cestoda, Cyclophyllidea, Taeniidae. The record is from the annotation of a GenBank genome assembly.